UGGGCUUGGGCUCCUAUGGCAACCUCCUGGGCGAGGAGGCAACGGGCAUUGUGACUUCUGCUCUGACUUCUGCUGGUGACGAGGAGCCUGGAGCACCCGCCAGGGAGCAUGAGAGCGGCAGGCGGGCAGCAGCUGGAGCCUAGGACGGGGGUCUAUGUGGAGUCCCAGGGAGGGGCACAGCAGCCCUGGAAGAAAUUCGUAUAUGUGGAGCCACCCAGGAGAGUUAAGGAGAUCCUUGAAGAAGAGCUUUGUUUCCGGAAGGAUGAGUCUAGAAUUAAACACCCUUCAGAAGUUGCUCUGGAAGGAAUUUGGAGCCUGAAAAGGAAUUUUCCUGUGGGAGGUUUCCAGCCAGCAUCGCAGAAUCAAAACAGCUUGUUUUUUCAGCCUAAGUACUACUCCAGGCAUACAGUCGUCAGAAGAUAGUCCCUUUGAAACACUUUGUCUCCUCUGAUGAAAUUGAGAGAAGCAAGAGAUGUCUACAGUUAUUUUUAUCCAAAUGGGAGUAUUCUAUUUUAGAAUAUGUACAAUAGCUUGGAAAAUAAACCUGGAAGUUAUUCA
Anolis sagrei ordinatus is the source of this 558-nucleotide messenger RNA. RefSeq names its product chromosome 3 C11orf97 homolog (gene C3H11orf97). The record is from RefSeq and is a predicted model, not a curated record. Gene Ontology annotation, cellular component: ciliary base. Lineage: Eukaryota; Metazoa; Chordata; Lepidosauria; Squamata; Anolidae.